GGCCGGGGAUCGAACCCCGGACCUCCCGCUCUCCGGGCGGACGCUCUACCAAUAGACCACGGAGGUGGUCAGAUACAAUUGAAACAUGUAGAACAAUUCGUGUUAUUAUUCCGUGACUUUCUUUUUAUAUAUAUUUCUUAUAUAUAAAAUCGUGUUGUCUAUAUAUUUGUAGGAUCUUGAACAUGACUACAUAGCUAUCGUGGGUCAUCAGAUUCCCACAAAUGAACCUGUUUUCUACAUUUCAUGACAUAACCGCGCACGGGAACAUACGCCCUGCGUGCACCUGCUGUGCGCAGAAUCACAACAUCGUGACUGGCUGACAGGGUUGGUGUUGGUAUCAUUUGAAACAGAAAGUAUAUAAGAGGAUCAACCAAAUGAAGACUUUACUUUGAAAGUUUUUCGCUUAACUCCAGACAUGAAAGUAACACUGGUUCUCAUCAUUGUCAGCACCAUUAUUGCUGUGAUCGACAGCGAGCCCUGCAGGGAUGACAACGACUGUAUUCACACGUUAUGUGAUAGUACCGGAAGGCUUGCCUGCUCUCAUAACUUAUGUACCUGUCUGGUUGCGGCCAAUAGCUGCGUCACAGAAACUUGCAGAGACCGUCCUGACUGCGACAGCUGCAUCUGUAGAGACACCCAUGACGAACGCCACUGCUUCGACGGCCACUGCCUAUGUGGACGUGGUGCACAGGUCGGCCCUGGUGGACCUGGCGUAAUGGACAAAAACGCAUAUCCUUAGGAAUAGAGGAGAAGCGACCCCUGUUGCACAUCAAAUCAUUUAACCCUAGCCUAAGUUUAAUAAAUGCGUCUCUAAUUUUUCUCUCUGUUAUAGUAUGUAGGUAAACCUCUGGUGUUAGACAAUAUUUAAAGGUUUUAUAGACGUCGUAGCGUGUACUGUUAUCUAGUGACGACCUCCAUAUCAAUUGCUACCUGCUUAAAAGAGCUAAGAAAAUACAUUUUGUCGCCAA
Messenger RNA from Haliotis rufescens (red abalone), 968 nucleotides. RefSeq names its product serine protease inhibitor Cvsi-2-like. The record is from RefSeq and is a predicted model, not a curated record. The transcript is spliced from 4 exons. The coding region runs from base 416 to 739 and encodes 107 amino acids. NCBI's taxonomy places the organism in Eukaryota, Metazoa, Mollusca, Gastropoda, Lepetellida, Haliotidae.